Macadamia integrifolia is the source of this 2228-nucleotide messenger RNA. Its product is annotated as 3-ketoacyl-CoA synthase 11-like. Gene Ontology annotation, cellular component: membrane. Bases 516 to 2051 code for a protein of 511 amino acids. NCBI's taxonomy places the organism in Eukaryota, Viridiplantae, Streptophyta, Magnoliopsida, Proteales, Proteaceae. Gene Ontology annotation, biological process: fatty acid biosynthetic process. The transcript is spliced from 2 exons. Gene Ontology annotation, molecular function: acyltransferase activity, transferring groups other than amino-acyl groups. The record is from RefSeq and is a predicted model, not a curated record.
CGACUCUCACCUCCAAAACCAUAUAAGUACUCACGCUUUCCAAUAUCCAUUUUAUAACAUAAGGAGCUCAAGCUUCAAUCUCUCUCUUUCUCCUCUUCCUUUGCCUCUCUGGGUCUGUGUCGCUCUCUCUCUCUUCCCUCUAUGGUUUCUCCUCCAAGGGCAGGGCGAGGUGAGCUGCAAACGAAUCUGUGAAUCCACCAAGGGUCUUUGGGUUGUUCGCUGCGUUGCAUUUCGGGUUUUCUUCUCCAUCGGUUUGGGUUGUCAGUCAGCAGAACUUCGUUGCAGAGAUCUUCUGGGGAAAACCCAUUAUCGGUUUCACGAAUCUGUGAGUUAGGGAGGGUUGAUUUGAAGAGAUUUCUUUUCACUAUCAACCCGAUUUCUUAAAUAAUACCAUAAGGAUCUUAUGUUUCAAUUUCGUUUUAUAUAGAUUUCUGUACAAGUAGAAAGACUACCCCCGCCUUUGAUCCCCAAAAACUUUGUUUCCUAAAUUGUGGUUCCUUUAGAUCUCCAACAAAAUGACUGAACCAACAUCACAGACACCUUUGAUGACACCAUCGUCUUCUCGAAAGCUUCCUGAUUUCAAAAAAUCCAUAAAACUGAAGUAUGUAAAGCUUGGGUACCAUUACCUCAUCACCCAUGGAAUGUUCCUCUUUCUAUCCCCUCUUGUGGUCCUCAUCGCAGCCCAGCUCUCCACAUUCUCAAUGCAAGACAUCCUUGAUAUCUGGGACCAUCUUCGAUUCAACCUUGUUUCUGUGAUCCUCUGCUCUACCCUGCUUGUUUUCCUCUCUACUCUCUACUUCCUCACCCGACCUCGACCGGUCUACCUUGUGAAUUUCUCUUGUUACAAGCCAGAAGAUGCUCGGAAAUGCACAAGGCAGCUCUUUAUGGAGCAAACAAUGUCAACGGGAACGUUUACUCAGGAGAACCUUGAGUUCCAACGUAAGAUCCUUGAAAGAUCAGGUCUUGGCCAAUCAACUUAUCUCCCUGAGGCUGUUCUCAGAAAUCCCCCGAACCCAUCCAUGACUUUGGCUAGAAAAGAAGCGGAGGCUGUGAUGUUUGGUGCCCUGGAUCAGCUCUUAGAAAAGACUAAACUGAAGCCGAAAGACAUUGGUAUCUUGAUUGUCAAUUGUAGCUUAUUCAAUCCAACUCCUUCUCUGUCUGCAAUGGUGAUCAACCAUUACAAGCUCAGAGGGAACAUAAUUAGCUACAAUCUUGGUGGGAUGGGUUGCAGUGCUGGUUUGAUAUCCAUUGACCUUGCAAAAGAUCUUCUUCAAGUCCACCCCAAUUCGUAUGCUUUGGUAAUCAGCAUGGAGAACAUCACAUUAAACUGGUACGUCGGGAAUGACCGAUCUAUGCUUGUUUCGAAUUGCUUGUUCCGAAUGGGAGGGGCUGCAAUCUUGCUCUCAAACAAGAGAUCCGACCGAAGAAGAUCCAAAUACCAAUUGGUCAAUACAGUCCGUACCCACAAAGGUGCCGAUGAUAAGUGUUUCUCUUGUGUUACCCAGGAAGAGGAUUCGACCGGGAGAGUUGGAGUCUCUCUGUCAAAGGAUCUCAUGGCAGUUGCAGGGGAUGCUCUGAAGACCAACAUCACCACACUAGGCCCUCUUGUUCUGCCAAUGUCUGAACAGUUUCUUUUCUUUGGUACAUUGGUUGGGAGGAAGCUCCUCAAGAUGAAGAUCAAGCCCUACAUCCCAGACUUCAAAUUGGCCUUCGAGCAUUUCUGCAUCCAUGCAGGAGGAAGAGCUGUAUUGGAUGAACUGGAGAAGAACUUGCAGCUCACUGACUGGCAUAUGGAGCCAUCUAGGAUGACUCUAUACCGAUUUGGUAACACCUCUAGCAGCUCUCUUUGGUAUGAAUUAGCCUAUUCAGAGGCCAAGGGUAGGAUGAAGAGGGGUGAUAGAACAUGGCAGAUAGCCUUCGGUUCUGGGUUCAAGUGUAACAGUGCAGUCUGGAAGGCUCUGAGGACAAUAAACCCAGCAAAGGAGAAGAACCCAUGGAUGGAUGAGAUAGAUCAGUUUCCUGUGAUUGUUCCGAAGGUUGCCCAUGUGUAGAAUGCAAAUUGGUUGUUCCCCAGUCAAUUUGUUGUGGUACUGUUGUGGUGGGUGCUUGGAUGUUUCAGUGAUGAAUUCCUUUUUCUUCUUUUUAAUCUCUUCUUUUGGUUGUGUACUACUUAGUUAGCUUCAGUUGUAGAUGAAGAGAAGUUAAUUCAGUUGAGUUUGGCAGGUAAA